AAUACCACAGCCUGUUUCCCAAAACUUGCCACUGUACAUUCCCUCCUAGUCCUAUAUAUACCACCAAACCCUUCUCUCUAUAUCCGCACACUUCAAAACUCUUUUAUCUGUUUGAAGCCUACUUUGAUUUUAAAAGGUAGUUGAGACAAAAUGUCACCUGCAAUGGCAAAUGCAAUGACAACCAGCAGUUGCAAGCCAAGUGAUGGUCAGCUUGAAAGCCAAUUAUACCACAAGGGAGUGAAGCAACUCUGUGAUAAUGGCAUUACCAAAGUUCCUUACAAGUACAUAUUGCCUGUCCCUGAACGACCAAGCUCGAUUUCCGACGGCCGGAGCUCGGCCAAGCACCAUAAUCUCAAGCUGCCCGUAAUUGAUUUCUCGGAAUUGAAAGGGUUGAACCGUUCUCAAGCCGUUAAGUCUCUAGCGGAUGCCUGUGAACAGUACGGCUUUUUCCAGUUGGUGAAUCAUGGGAUUCCAAUGGAUGUUAUAAACAACAUGAUUGAUGUAUCAAGAAGGUUUUUCGAGCUCCCAUUUGAGGAAAGAUCGAAGUAUAUGUCCUCGGAUAUGCGUGCCCCGGUCCGGUAUGGGACUAGCUUUAACCAGAGCAAGGAUAAGGUGUUUUGCUGGAGAGAUUUCUUGAAAGUAAUGUCUAAUUCUUCAUCAGAUGUUCAUUGGCCUUCUUCUCCCAUAGACUUCAGGGGAUUGGCGGCAACCUACGCAAAAGAAACCAAACAUUUGUUUUUAAUGAUAAUGGAGGCCAUCUUGGAAGGACUGUUGGGAACCACUGAGGAGGAUAAGACAAAAGAGAAUGAGGUUAUUUUGGAAGAAUUCGAAGAUGGGAGCCAGCUAAUGGUAGUCAACUGCUACCCUCCAUGCCCCGAACCCGAUCUCACACUCGGAAUGCCUCCCCAUUCGGACUAUGGAUUCCUCACCCUCCUACUCCAGGACGAGGUCGAGGGCUUGCAAAUACAACACAACCAGAAAUGGCUCACUGUUGAACCUAUCCCUAACGCUUUCGUCAUCAACGUUGGCGACCAUCUUGAGAUUUUUAGCAAUGGAAGGUACAAGAGUGUUUUACACAGAGUGCUAGUGAAUUCCACAGCAUAUCGUGUCUCCGUGGCUUCGCUGCAUAGUCUUUCUUUGAUGUCCAUGGUCAAGCCGUGGCCAAGACUCAUCGAUGAAGAAAAUCCAAGGCGUUAUAAGGACACAAAUUUUGCUACUUUUCUUGAAUACAUCUCAACUCGCGAGCCCAAGCAUAAGGAUUUCUUGGAGAGUAGAAAAUUGUAUUCAUAAAGUGAUUCAUAUAUAAAUGAAAUUAAAAAAAAAAUUUACCUUUUCUUUUACGGCAAUACUAAUUAGUAAUUAUAUAUGUAGAGGCUUUGUUAAUCUUCAAGGAUCAUAUAGGUUGUAUUGAAUCUAUAGUGGUAUUAUUAAUGGAAUUUCUUACAUAUUUUUCUAA
Tripterygium wilfordii is the source of this 1456-nucleotide messenger RNA. Its product is annotated as protein DMR6-LIKE OXYGENASE 1. Lineage: Eukaryota; Viridiplantae; Streptophyta; Magnoliopsida; Celastrales; Celastraceae. The record is from RefSeq and is a predicted model, not a curated record. The transcript is spliced from 5 exons. The coding region runs from base 151 to 1290 and encodes 379 amino acids.